GGCGGCGGGCCGGGAGGUGUCGCCUGCCCGGGCAGAGGGCUUGGGGCCGGCGCUGCCUCGCUCCCGGCUGCGGAGGGCGCCGGCGCCGCCCUGCGGCCGCCUUCGCGCUGCGGCUGGUUCGUCCCCGCUCGGCACCCGUAGCCGCGGCGCGGGGCGCGCAGGCGCGGCGGCCGGGGCCGCGGCGGAGGUCGCGUCAAGAUGGCGGGGGUGCCGGUGGUGCGGAUCAGCAUCGAGUCGGCGUGUGAGAAGCAGGUGCAGGAGGUGGGGCUGGAUGGCAGCGAGACCUACCUCCAGCCGCUCUCCAUGUCCCAGAACCUGGCGCGCCUGGCGCAGCGCAUCGACUUCAGCCAGGGCUCCGGCUCCGAGGAGGACGAGCCGGGCUCGGCCGGCCGCGCCUGGGCCGAGCCGGGCGAGGCGGAGGAUGAGGAAGGGUUGGUAAAGUUUCAGCCAUCCCUCUGGCCUUGGGAUUCAGUGAGGAACAACUUAAGAAGCGCCUUGACUGAGAUGUGCGUGCUUUAUGAUGUUCUCAGCAUUGUCAAGGAUAAAAAGUUCAUGACUCUAGAUCCAGUUGUGCAGGAUCCCCCUCCUCCAAAGCAGAAUCCUCAGUUUUUACAGUUAAUAUCAAAAAAGAAGUCGUUAGCAGGAGCAGCCCAAAUCCUGUUGAAAGGAGCAGAAAGAUUAUCCAAAUCAGUUGCAGAAAACCAGGAAAAUAAACGACAAAGAGACUUCAACUCUGAACUGCUGAGGCUAAGACAACACUGGAAGCUGAGAAAAGUGGGAGACAAAAUUCUUGGUGACCUCAGCUACAGAAGUGCAGGUUCCCUUUUUCUUCAUCACGGCACUUUUGAGGUGAUAAAGAACACUGACAUUGACCUGGAUAAAAAGAUACCUGAGGACUACUGUCCUCUGGAUGUUCAAAUUCCAAGUGAUUUGGAGGGAUCAGCCUAUAUAAAGGUUUCUAUUCAGAAACAAGCUCCAGACAUUGGUGACCUUGGGACAGUUAAUCUCUUUAAAAGACCCAUGCCAAAAUCAAAACCAGGUUCUCCCCACUGGCAAACAAAAUUGGAGACUGCACAGAAUGUUCUCUUAUGCAAAGAAAUUUUUGCCCAGCUGUCACGAGAAGCUGUUCAAAUUAAAUCACAAAUUCCUCACAUUGUUGUGAAGAAUCAGAUCAUCUCCCAGCCUUUCCCAGGUUUGCAGUUGUCUAUUUCUUUGUGUCACUCUUCCAAUGACAAAAAAUCACAAAAAUCUGCUUCUGAAAAACAGAAUCCAGAGGAUCAUCUGUAUGUUCUGGAACAUAAUUUGCAUCAGCUUAUCAGAGAGUGUCACAAGCAAACUCUGAGCUCAACAGUGAUGCCACAUCCAGCUAGUGCACCUUUUGGCCAUAAGAGAAUGAGACUAGCAGGACCCCAGGCUUUUGAUAAAAAUGACAUCAGUUCUUUACAGUCCAACGAAGGACUUCUGGAAAAGAUAAUAAAGCAGGCAAAACAUAUCUUUUUGAGACGCAGAACUGCUCGAACUAUUGACAGUCUGGCCAGUCGUAUUGAGGAUCCUCAGAUUCAGGCUCAUUGGUCAAAUAUAAAUGAUGUUUAUGAAUCCAGUGUUAAAGUUCUAAUAACUUCUCAAGGAUAUGAGCAGAUAUGCAAAUCCAUUCAACUACAGCUGAAUAUCGGAGUCGAACAGAUCAGAGUAGUGCACAGAGAUGGAAGAGUUAUUACAUUGUCCCAUCAAGAGCAGGAACUGCAGGAUUUCCUUUUAUCUCAGAUGUCACAGCAUCAAGUACAUGCAGUUCAGCAGUUGGCAAAAGUUAUGGGAUGGCACGUGCUGAGUUUCAGUAAUCAUGUUGGUCUGGGGCCAGUGGAGAGCAUUGGCAAUGCAUCAGCAAUAACUGUAGCAUCACCGAAUGGAGACUAUGCCAUUUCAGUGCGUAAUGGUCCUGAAAGUGGCAGCAAAGUUAUGGUUCAGUUUCCACGGAGUCAAUGCAAGGACCUCCCCAAAGGUGAUGUACUGCAAGACAACAAGUGGAACCAUCUUCGGGGGCCAUUCAAGGAAGUGCAGUGGAAUAAAAUGGAAGGUCGCAACUUUGUAUAUAAAAUGGAACUCCUCAUGGCUGCCCUAACUCCAUGCUAAUAACCCAUCAGCUUCUCCUUGGGGGCUUUAAAUUGUCACUACUAUGUGAAGGAUAGCUGCCAGCGCAACAAAGGGAAACGCAGCUUAGAGGGCAAUACAAGAAAGAAAAAACAAAUUAAUUUCCUGUACAGCUAUGUCCAUUGUAAUGUUUAUAAUAAAAUGUUCUCAAUGACACAUAAAAUAUGGCUUUUUGAAAAAGUUCCUUUCAGUUAAAGUUUAAAAAUAAAAUGACAUUAAUUUACUGUUUCACACAGAGUUCAAACAGUAGCGAAACUGUAUCUUUGGAGAUUGCUCUGUGUCUGUCUAGAGUAACGUUAUAUCUGGGUAAUUCAUGUAGUUUUCUUCUAUCAAGUCAAAUUUUGUAGUUCUCUGCUGCAUGAAAGAUGUCUGCUCAGAGUGACCUCCUCCCCCCGCCCCCAAGUGUUUCUCCAUAGAUCUUUUCAGGCAUUUCUGAAAGAAGACUCUUAGAAUUGAGUUGUGCUAUUGAUAAGCUCUGGGUGGCUUGUCUUGCAGGGAAUGUCUAUCCUGGAAGAUAGUGGACUUGUCUGAUUUAGAAGUGGGAUAAAGGAGGAGAAACAGAGCACCUUUAUCAAAAGUUAAGGUUAAAGAAAACUUAAAUUCAGGCAGCAAGUCCUCGCUGUGUGUGACAUUCUUGAUUUGGGGUUCAUGUGCAUUGGUGUGGCCUCUGGGUCACCUACUCCAUUUCUUUUUUUGAGAGAAGUAUUUAAUUAAAGAUUUGAGUGUUACAAAAUCACAGCUUGUGGCAAGCUUCCUACCUUUGGUGGCCACAGAUGAGUCUGUGUGGUGUCAGCUACUUUGGUUGUGAUUUCUGUCUUUGUCUUUUGCAAGCACGUUAGAAGGAAGGGUCUUUCUCUGCUUAUGCAAUUCUCCUGACAGUUUGAAUUUGUGGAUAAUUUUUUUGUGAGAGUUCGUGACUGGGGAGAAGCUGGGAACUUACAUGCAGUACAGCUUGGAUUGCUACACUCAUGCUAUUCUUUUUUCUGCCCUGAUACUGGUUAUCAUCCAGGACAUCAUUUGAGUUCUUAAAAUAACAAGGAGGUCAUGUGACUUGUUUUUUGGUUGUAAUUGUAGCUGCCUUGUAGUUUCUAUUAAGGUGUUACACAAAGCUUUUCUUUUGUUUGACAAUUAAUUGCUAAAGGUUUUCUUGAAACCUGUCUGUAGAACUGGUUUAGAAUUAUGUUUGUAUUAUGUGUUUAUAAGGGGUGUGUGCAUAUAUAUGAGAACUUUUUACAUAUGGCAGAGCAGGUUUGAACUGAAUGGUCAUAUUUCUAUGGUACUAUGUUCUUGAGCAAUAAAGAAUAGCUACAGGAAAUAUGUAUAUUAAGCAGCUGCUUGUGGUAAGCUGCUGUUGUUCAGUGUGUAUUCAAAGCAGCUAUUGUGCUUACGGUAGUACUUGCCAGUAUGGAACACACGGUUAUUUCAGUUCCUUGAAGUACUUGCUUCUGCCUAACUGAACUAUGGGAGAGAAGAGAUGCUGCUUUCAACUUCUCAUAAACUGUCUUGGAUAACUCUUGAAAAUGACAAAAUACCAGUUGAAAAUAGUGUAUGUGUCUCUUUGUCUUCUCGAAAGAUGAGUGAAUUGUAUGCAACAUUUGUGAUGCUUGUUCCCAUAUUACAUGGCUAGUAGACACUGAAGGAUUGCAGGUACAAAGAGGAGUUUAUACUUACUGAACAGUGGGUGGAAAUUCAUCUGUUGUGCAUCUGACUAUAAUAGGCCUGUUUUGACUGGCAACACAACAAAUCUCUCACUCAAUUAGAAGAUAAGUAUAUAAAACCUUUGUCCCCUUCUGAAAAGAGCUAACGGAUCCAAGAGGAACACUUCUCUUGUGCUGCAGACAUUGCCCAAAGGAUUAGUAGUAAAGAGACUGCUCAAGAUUUUCAGGCUUGGAUGCAAAAGCAUUGUAAAAUAUGAUUAGAGACCUUGAAAGUCUGACUUUUAAAAGCGAGAAUUCCUGUGUGUUCAAUGCUAAUGGAAAACAGACUGAAUAUUAGACUCCUAAUUUAAGAGAGAGAGAAUCUUGAAAUUCUUGGUAAUAUGCCUUGAAAUGUAUGAAAUGGAGACAUUAAUGGAUGAUUAAGACCAUUAGAUUGAUUGCCAAGGCAAUCCUGUGAACUUGGACAUCUCUUUUAAUUAAAGCUUAAAUGCAAAAUGCCUAAAUUCCUUUGAUCACUUGAAAUGUUCUAAAUAUUAACUUUUGCUGCUGUUCUGCAUGGAGUUUAUGAUGGGAGUAAGAAUCAUUACUAAUUUCUAAACUUCAACCUUAACAGCUUGCUAUAGAAUUUCAGAUAUUUCGGAUGCUUCCCAUCUAACAGAAGAUUUAACUCCAGACUGCUUAGCCUUAUGUUUUUUUCUUUUUUAGUCAAAUAUUACUGACAUUAUUAAUGCAUAUUGAGAAAAAUCAAAUUCACAAAAUAUUUUAUAAGUGACCCUAUGUACAUAGAGUAAAGCAUGUUAAAUUUUGCAUAAAACUUGUAGACUGUGUCUGUAAGAAAAGUAGUACAAAAACUAACUGUACCCUGUGUCUUCACUGAA
Messenger RNA from Dromaius novaehollandiae (emu), 4684 nucleotides. It is a transcript of the gene MED17, whose product is annotated as mediator complex subunit 17. Gene Ontology annotation, cellular component: core mediator complex; mediator complex. The coding region runs from base 199 to 2130 and encodes 643 amino acids. Lineage: Eukaryota; Metazoa; Chordata; Aves; Casuariiformes; Dromaiidae. Gene Ontology annotation, biological process: regulation of transcription by RNA polymerase II. Gene Ontology annotation, molecular function: transcription coregulator activity. The transcript has 12 exons. The record is from RefSeq and is a predicted model, not a curated record.